GCUAAUGUAUCGUAAUCAUAGUUCAUAAGCCAUUCAAAUGAAAGAUGUCAUAUGGCAAAGUUCGAAUAAAUUUCAACAUAGAAUAAUAAAGAAAAAUAUUUUUUUUUCUUUUACGUAUAAAAGUCUUUUUAAUAAAAUCCAUUAUAUUUAACGAAUCUGAAAUUGAUGCACCCCUUUUUUCCCAAAAUCCUGCUCAGCAUUUUUUUUGGUCAGAUUGAAUCUUAACAUGUUUACUAAGCAGUUGCGGAUUGAAAAAAUUUUUUAAUUCAUAUCAGAAAUUUUACAAAAAAAAGGGAAAACAAAAUACGAUUCCAUUAAAUUAUUAAGUAUUAAAGAGAUUAACUUCUGAACUUUUGGUUCAAAAUAUUCUCUUGAGUAGGUUGAAGGUGGUAUAUAUGAUUUUUUGUAGCUGAUGAAUUUUUCUUUACAAGCUAUGCUCUUUAUUUUCAUAUAUUGUUUGAGUAAAUUUGUUUUUUAAACUUAUAUUUCAUCUUUAAAAGGUCAAUGUGUUCAUUGGUUGGCUGAUGGUACAUUUAGAAGUGCACCACAGAAAUUUCUUCAAUCAUAUUCAAUUCAUGGUCGUACAGAUUGGGGCAUUCAUCCAUUUGUUCAUGUUGCAAUGUGUGAUAAAAAACAAGAACAAUAUGAACUACUUUUUCGAGGUUUAAUUGAUUUUGCUAAUCAAAAUGGUAUUAAAUUACAACCUAUAAGUAUCAUGUUGGAUUUCGAACAAGCUGCAUCAAAUGCAUUUCUCUCGGUGUUUAAACAAAGUUCAGUUCUAUAUUGUCAUUUUCAUUAUUGUCGAUCAGUAUGGCGUAAAAUUCAGAAGCUUGUUAAAUCUUUUCAAGAAAAAAAAACUAAACGAGAAUUAGCAAAUUUAUUUGGACUUCCACUAUUACCUUUAACAUCUGUUUACAAUGCUUUUGAAAAUAUUGCUUCAACAUUACUUCGAUGUAUAAACGGUAUUCAAGAUUUUUUGCAAUAUUUUUCAAAUACAUAUUUAUAUGGAAAUAAAUUUCCACCAACACGUUGGAAUCAUUUUGCUUCUAUUGGAUUUACAGAUCGAACAAAUAAUGCUCUUGAAGGUCAUCAUCGUUCAAUAAAUGCACGUACAGCCCCACAUCCAAAUAUUUGGAGAUAUAUAUUAUUAAAACGUGAACUCGAUGAAAGAACAAUGAUAUCUGUAUCUCAAGAAAUAAAACAAAAACGUCCUACAAAAGUUCAACGAAAAUCAUAUCGUGAUCGUGAUAAUUAUUUAAUCGAAGCAAAAGAACUCUUAAUUAAUCGAAAAAUUGAUCUUACAGAAUAUGAACGACGUAUUAGAAGGUUGACAUAUGGAUAUAUUAAAUAUCAUGAGGAUAAUGAUGAUAGUGACUUUGAGAACGAUGUAUAA
Molecule: messenger RNA, 1393 nt
Organism: Rotaria sp. Silwood2
Lineage: Eukaryota; Metazoa; Rotifera; Eurotatoria; Philodinida; Philodinidae
Source: the annotation of a GenBank genome assembly